AUGGCCUCGCCUGUAGAAGAGCCAUGCUUUUCACCAACAGAAAGCCCUCCCUGCGAAGAACAUGGACAACUCUUGUUCGAGCCCGAAGAGCCUUACGAACUGAAUCCGCCCGAACGACUAUCCACACCCGGCCUACUCCUCCUAACAUGUCCGAGCCUCGGGCUCCAAGUCUGCUGGUUCCUACUGCAGUCCAGCGGCACGCCCUACCUCCACUCCCUAGGCAUGACCUCCUCCUCCAUAUCCCUAGCCUGGGCACUAGGCCCCAUCUUCGGGGCUUUCGUCCAGCCCAUAAUCGGUCAGCUGAGUGACGAGCUUCAUCACCCGCGCGGCCGCCGGAAACCCGCUAUCAUCGCCGGUGCGCUUAUUACUGUCAUCUUCGCCCUGAUUAUGGCUUGCGCCUCCGAGCUCACCACGCCCUUCACCAAAGCCCAGGCCGUAAACCCCUGGCAGCCGCGUGCGCUAGCCGUCGCCUGCCUGGUGGUUAUUCUAUUGGCGUUAACCGCCUACUCCGUCGGCGUGCGCGCCAUCGUCGUCGACACUUGCCCGCCGUCUCAACAACCUGCCGCUGCCGCCUGGUCCAUGCGCUGGAACGUUCUUGGAUCCACCGUGCUUUCUAUCGCGGGCUUCGUUUUCACCACACAGCCCCCAGGGACAGACCCCGUGGUCGCGUUCCGCACGCUGGUGUGCGUCGCAGCUAUCUGCUCCGCCGCCACCGUCGGACUGGUAUGCUGGUUCGUGCCGCGGGAUGCCACGCCGCCUCCCCGACACUUCGGGUCUGGCAUCUGGCGAGUCUGCGCCAUGUGUCUGCCGGGUGAACUGGCGCGGCGGUGGGGGCGGCUGCCGCCGUUGACGGGGAGGGUGUGCAGCGUGCAGUUUGUUGCAUGGUUCGGGUGGUUUCCGGUGUUGUAUUAUAUGUCUACGUAUGCUUACGAAACAGCACUAUUUGAACUCCUUGAAACCCCCAGCCUCGAAGCCUCUUCCCCAGAAGCCAGCGCAAAACCCUAUCCUCUAUACGCAUCCCUCUCUUUUUCCAUAGGAACCCUCUCGUCCACUCUCGUCCUGACCCUCCUCUCCCAAACCUCCGCCAUCCUCCGCACCCGUAACCUCCCGCGCCUCUGGUUGCUGUCCCAACUGCUCGCAACUACCUCCCUCCUCCUCACAAUCCCCUUCCAAACCUCCACGGCAUCCCUCAUCCUCAUCUCCUUCAUCGGCGUGACCCAAGCUGUGACGAUGUGGGUCCCGUUCGCACUGGUCAAUACCGAACUUGCUGAGGUGCGAACCGGCGUGGCAGGCGUCCAGGGGCUGCACAAUAUGGCCAUUUCGCUUCCGCAAGUUGCCAGCGCGCUGAUUUGCGCGGUAUUGCUGGCGGGGUUGGACUUGCUUGGGGUUGAGCGGGAUGCG
Messenger RNA from Colletotrichum graminicola M1.001, 1401 nucleotides. Its product is annotated as general alpha-glucoside permease. The transcript has 4 exons. The annotation marks the transcript as partial. Gene Ontology annotation, molecular function: sucrose:proton symporter activity. Gene Ontology annotation, cellular component: membrane. Gene Ontology annotation, biological process: transmembrane transport. NCBI's taxonomy places the organism in Eukaryota, Fungi, Ascomycota, Sordariomycetes, Glomerellales, Glomerellaceae. The record is from RefSeq and is a predicted model, not a curated record.